AUGUAUGAGAGCUGGUACCAACAUAUCAGUUACAUCUUCAGUCUGCGAGAUGCUAACCAGGUCAUCCCAUUGAACAUGGUUGAAGAUGCUGUUGAUGACAUGUACUUUGGCUGCAACGAAACAAUGACGGAAAUGAUCAAAGGCAAAUACUUCAAAAGUGAAAUGAAAAAUAGCCAAUUUGCAAAUGUCUGGAAAAAAGCAGAACGUUGUGCAAACAAGAAACUAGAACCAAUCGAUAAAGGGGAGGAGGCUCUAACUAAGGAGCAUAAGCAAGCAAUCUGUGUUUAUACAUCUGAUGAUCAAAAGUUUUAUCGUAUAUUCAACGAAGCAGUCCGGACCAACAGAACAAAUUAUGGAAAAUCCUUUGCAUUCCACUCCUUACAUUUCUGGCUAACAUCUGCCGUUCAGAUCCUCAGUAACAACAAAAAAUGUCACACAACUUACCGCAGAACAAAUCUUGUGCUUUCUGGCAAUGUCAACGAUAUAAUUCGGUUUGGUUUCUUUGCCUCCAGCUCUAAAAGAACAGACCUGAAGAAAUUUGGUAGUAAGACAUGCUUUCAAAUUGAGACCUGUUUUGGUGCUUUUCUGAAAAAAUAUCCAUCCCUUAAAGAUAAAGAGCAAGAGGUCCUCAUCCCCCCCUAUGAAAUGUUCAAGAUAACUAAGAAACUGGAGAACAAAUACAAAUACUAA
This is a messenger RNA of Micropterus dolomieu (smallmouth bass), 690 nucleotides long. Its product is annotated as ecto-ADP-ribosyltransferase 5-like. The transcript has 2 exons. The record is from RefSeq and is a predicted model, not a curated record. The coding region runs from base 1 to 690 and encodes 229 amino acids. Gene Ontology annotation, molecular function: NAD+ poly-ADP-ribosyltransferase activity; NAD+-protein-arginine ADP-ribosyltransferase activity. Lineage: Eukaryota; Metazoa; Chordata; Actinopteri; Centrarchiformes; Centrarchidae.